Messenger RNA from Chlamydomonas reinhardtii, 1805 nucleotides. RefSeq lists its product as uncharacterized. The record is from RefSeq and is a predicted model, not a curated record. Lineage: Eukaryota; Viridiplantae; Chlorophyta; Chlorophyceae; Chlamydomonadales; Chlamydomonadaceae. The coding region runs from base 636 to 1067 and encodes 143 amino acids. The transcript has 3 exons.
CCCCCAAACGUUUCAACUUUCAAGGCUGUCGCGUCAAAUUGAGGUCUAGCAGGUGAUUUGCAAGCUACGCUACCGAAUACACUACCAAGUAAAGUUAAUUGCUGCAGAGAGAAUGCCUUCGCCCGUAAAACCUUUCACCCGCGGAAAGACAAACCUGUUGCCUCUCCGAAAUGUUGCUGCAAUGGUUGUUCCGGGCACGCCAGUCAUGCCUAGCUCGCGUCGGAAGGGCAUAGUUCGGGCUGAUGCAGCCGAGCACUACAAGCAGGCGGGCUUCACAGAUAAGGAGGCUGAAAUGAUGAUCAAAGUAUUGCCCUGCACCAACGACCUGGUCAAGAAGUCAGACUUGGACCUGCACUCCGCCAAACUCAGCGCAAAGAUUGACCUGCGUUCAACGGAGCUCAGCGCAAAACUGGACCUGCGCUCAGCCGAGCUGAGCUCGAAAAUGGACCUGCUCAACGUAAAGAUGGAGAAGGUGCUCAUAGUCGUCCUUGCGAGCGGGCUGCUUCUCGCGAGCCCGGAGGGUCUCGCCGGCAAGUUGGUCGCGGCGCUGCUGCGCACCUGAAUGCACAUCUGAUGGGCCGGCCUGCGGCCUCGCUAGCGCGGGAGCUGUGUGUGGGGAGCUGCUCAAAGAGGCAAUGACGGCACUGGAAUACGGGCACACGUACUGCUACGACUGCAUUGAGGCGCGUGUGGAAAUCGGCGGCAACCACAACGUGUGCCCCGUGCCCGGCUGCGGCGCCGUGCUGGGCCCGAGCCCCUUCGACCACCACCGCCUGGUGUACGACAGCCUGCUGGACGGACUGGUGGCCAAGAUCUUCCCCCGGCCAGCUCUGGACGCUGCGCUGUCCAAGCGACGCAUGGAACGGGAGGCCGCGGUACGCGAGGCCCGCGCCGCCGUGAAUGGCCGUGGCGGCCUGGGCUGUCUGAAGUCUCCGGCGGGCGGCGGCGGCCGUUCAGUGCUGCGGCAGCAGGCGGACGCAAUAAGUCGGACCGGGGGCACACUAAAUCUGAGAGCGGGCGCCAUUAGCUGGGGGGGGGGGGGGGGGCGGGCGGCAAGCAACGGCUGACCCGUAGAAGGUGUGUGCGUUGCGGCAGCUGCCACGGCAACCAAACCAGCAGCGUGUACAGCAUGACAUUUUCAUUCCUGUUUGAGGACUGCAACACAACGAUUUCUCCACGUGCGUGCCUCACCGAAAUGCAGGCAUCUAAACCUUAGAGGCCUGGGCAGAAGCGGCUUGGUGUCGUUGUCAUCCCUUUGUUAUAGACCGAAGCAGGCAACUUGCGGUUAUGGCUAAGCGAGCCCAAGUGCAGGUUCCAAAUAACCAAUUGACCGCCAGGUCUGGCAGCAGGUCAGUGGCCGGUGUGUUGCCUCGUCUGCAGUGGUCUGUGCCGAUUGCCUGGGGGCCUUUCCUCAUUCUUCGUUUGGCCCCGUCAUCCUCUUGUCCUCCAUGUUUGAGGGUUUUCUGGUGGUGCCGUGUCUCAGGUCUGAGCCGUCUGCCUGCCCACGAGCUGUUCAUGGGUAUGAGAUUUGUUGUGGCUGUGGGUUGCUGAGUUUUCUGCAGCUUGGCGGCGGCCCCUGGCCGGGUGCCGCUGCGGGCUGCUAAAUACACUGGGGCCAGAGCAAGGGGUGUCAGCUUUGGUUCGGCUGGAGAGAGGGCCGAGCCCCUACAUAGGACGUGAUGCUUUAAGCAUGGGCGGCAUUGACGGGCCCACCAUGCUACCUGUUACCCGCCACGGUAGCACACGCCACGUCACGCCACCACCUGCGUUGAUGUUACAGCUGUGGGCCUGCCUCCGACCCGGCC